This is a messenger RNA of Drosophila ficusphila, 1098 nucleotides long. RefSeq lists its product as uncharacterized. NCBI's taxonomy places the organism in Eukaryota, Metazoa, Arthropoda, Insecta, Diptera, Drosophilidae. Bases 242 to 739 code for a protein of 165 amino acids. The record is from RefSeq and is a predicted model, not a curated record. The transcript has 4 exons.
CGUUUUCAGUCGCUUCGUGAAACCCGCCGCACUCACAUCGAAAUCGCGCGCAAGUCGGAUCGAAAUCGCCUCAAAACCGAAUCGCACAUCGCACUGGGAAACAAAAAUAUCAACUACUUAUUAAUUGCGAGGCCGAAUCAAAUCGAUUUCCCUGUCUGCGUACAGAGCAGUACCCGGUGUCGAGCCAAAAAACAAAUAAAUAAAAUAAUAUUAGAAGAAAGUAUAAUAUAUUGCUGUCAAAAUGCCUAAGCCGCUGCUUAACUCCUGCUGCCUGUGUCAGUCGACACGAAAUGGCUCCGUUAUUUCGGGCAUCCUGGCGAUCGUCCUGUCGAUUAUUACCAUCGUGCUUAUCUUUACGACAAAAGUGGCUUUUAGGACGAUCCUGUUUGUCUCUAUCUCCAGCGAAGUCGUAAGGAUAAUACUCGUUCUUAACUUGAUCAUGACUAUUUUGAUAUCACUGCUGAUGAUUGUGGGAGUUCUUAAGCGCAAUCACUAUCUAAUGGUUCCCUGGGUGGUUCUGGGCAUCAUGAUUGCCAUCGGUCUGCUGAUCUCGGUCAUCUACACGGCCGUUGUGCUCUUCAUCGACGAAUAUGUGCUGACUGGCGUCCUCUUUCUGAUCUUCGGCCUAAUUUGUUGCGCGGUUCUCACCUACUGUUGGUGCGUGGUCUACAGCGAAUAUGCCAACCUGUCAGAGGAGAACGAGCGCGGGCGCUACAACAAACAGCCGUACCGCCGCUAAGGAUCCCCAGGAUAACUAUUCAUCAGCAUUUGCAUUCUAGAAGCAGACUCUCACCCCCACACACCUUCAUCCUAGCUUCUUAUGUUCGUUUUUAGUAAUUAUGGCUAACUAAUAAUUGUAAUUUAGUUGAGGCGCGCCAGCCCUUCGCUCACAUCGAAUUUACGCGGCCCGCGGCAGUAAGUGCAAUGGAAUUAUGUAUUUAACAUUUAAAUAAAACUUUAAUCCAGAUAUUUUGUGAAUUUAUGUUGUAAUUUGUACGUAAUACUUGUAAUUGUGAAUGAGGAGAUCAUGAACCGAAAAAGAUUAACACGUGGAAAAUAAAAUCAAACUGUUUAUUUAUCAACCGUUUGAGAGCACGA